GAUCAGUUUGUGAACCUGUUCAACCGAUUCCUUCAAAAGAUUCGAUUCCUAAGAACGGCUCAUUCCCGAAUCGAACGUCGCUAGAGUAGAUGAGCCGUGCGUCGGUCGAGGAUGCCGCAGUUGUCAGGGGAAUGGCGUCCCUCGAAAGUCCAGUCAUCUGCACUUUCACUUCGAGAUGUAUAGCCAAGGAAGCUGGCAGAUAAAUUCAAAUUAUUAUAAGCAGGCACUACAAGAUCUUCCCAACACGGAUUUUGAGGAGAACGAAUUUCAAAAUGGUGCUUCGGCGCAACGGUUCGCAGGAUACUAGAAGCUGCGCAGUUGCUAUAUCACGCGUCUCGAUGUAAACAAGAGAGUGAAUGUUGACAACUGGAAGUGCUGAGUAAGCCAGAGAGUGUCAUGCUACCACAAACCGGAGGUACGCUUAUACUGACGAAAAUUAUUCAUCCUAAAAUUUCUUUAACCGUAUUUUAAAGCAGCGGGUGUUAUCGAGCAUAUUUUGCUAUUUAUUCGUGUAGUUAACAAGCUUAUUAUAAAAGGUCGCGUUUUAGCAGGUUAGCCAGUCAGCUGCUGAUCUCCUCUGAGAGACUUCUGUUUUAAUGCUGGAUUUGUCAAAUAGCAGCUAUGACUUGUAUCAUAAUGCUCUGAAUAGUGUAUUUUAAACCGACCAAUAAAAAGUGUUGUUUGCCAAAAUGAUGGAACCCCAGGACAAUAUUGAGGAGGAUGACACCGCAUCAUCAGCAGCAUCAUCAUCAUCACCGCCACCGCGGUCUCUGCCCCGUCAGCGCGUCUCUCUGCAGAAGAGCAGCGUGUGUUCUCGCUCUUACUUCAUGGUGGUGAUGGUUUUCUUCCACGUUUACAUCAUCAAUGUCAUUGCACUUCUACUGUAUGUGCAUUAUAACAACGGCUCUAACACAAGCACGGCAAACCGAGAUUUUACAAGCAGAGACAACAGUCAGAAAGUUACCGGACCGUCAGAUCCGCAGACCUCUGCAGACUCGGGUUUCCCUCGAAAUAUGUAUCUUCCUCGCAUUGAAGGAAUACGGGUGGGCCAUGUACAAAAAGUGUCACUGGUGCCAGGGAAAGUCCACGAGAUGAAGACACUCAGUCUAAAGCCCCUUCUGUUUGAGAUCCCUGGCUUUCUGUCAGACGAGGAGUGUGGUGUGGUUGUGCGUCUGGCUCAGCUGAAGGGUUUGAUGGAGAGUCAGGUCAUGGUCCCUGAAGGUCAAGAGGAACUUAAUCAGCAGCUCAACCUCAGUCCGGAGGAAAUCUUCAAUUUCCUUGACCUCAACCAAGAUGGCCAACUACAACCUCACGAGAUAUUGACACACUCUCGAGUGAGAGAUGGAAUCUGGUUAACUUCUGAGAACCUUAAGGAAAUCUAUGAUGGCUUAAAGGUUGAUCAGGAUGGAAAUGGUCUCUUGAGUUUAGAGGAGUUUGGGCGUCUGAGAAGCGAUGCCUUUCAGCGGUUUCUGCUACAGCGCGGGGUAGAAAGGAGCCAGCUGGUGAGGAACAGCAGACACACCUGGCUCUACCAGGGUCAGGGAGCCCAUCAGGUUCUUCAAGACCUUCGCAAAAGAGUCACUCUUUUAACGCGACUGCCAUCCUCUCUGGUGGAGUUAAGUGAACCUCUACAAGUGGUGCGCUAUGAGCAGGGCGGCCAUUACCACGCUCAUCAUGACAGUGGGCCAGUGUACCCUGAAACAGCCUGCACACACACUCGCCUCGCUGCCAAUACCACCUCCCCAUUCCAGACUUCCUGCAGGUACAUCACGGUUCUGUUUUACCUUAGUAAUGUAGAAGAAGGAGGGGAGACUACCUUUCCAGUGGCAGAUAACAGGACUUAUGAAGAAGCGUCACUGAUACAGAAUGAUGUGGAUCUGUUGGACACCAGGAAACAUUGUGAUAAAGGCAACCUGAGAGUGAAGCCCAUCAAGGGGACGGCAGUUUUCUGGUAUAACUAUCUCUCCGAUGGCAGAGGUUGGGUGGGUGAACAGGAUGAGUACUCUCUUCAUGGUGGCUGUGUGGUGACACGAGGGACUAAGUGGGUUGCCAAUAAUUGGAUCAAUGUCGAUCCAGACUACCAGCGCCAGGUGCGCUACCAGCAUUUAGUUUCUCAACAAGAGACACAAGAGCAAGAAGAACUCAUUUCAGAGCUGAACACAGACCAACACACUGAAACACACCAAGACCUGUAAACACAUACACAAAUCCAGGUACAACAAUGCACAAAUAUACACAUUGACUUCUGUCUAUAGUUAGCCACUUUCUCUUUCACACACACAGCAGAACAUCACUAUACACACACACAUGCCUCUGCAUCACUCAAACACCCUGAAGCACUGACCUCAUACCAACAAACACACAAAAUACACUUGUGUAUGUGUAUGUGGUAUGUUUCGCUCUUCCACACAAAUGCACACUAUAGAAAUGUAGCCCUACCAACAUUUCCUCAUAUUCAUAAUUGAAUGAGCUUUACCCAGCCUUCAGCGGUCUCAGUGUUUGAGCUGGAACCUGUGUUGGGUUGGAUUCAGGGAUAAGCAGCCUGAGCUUUAUGCAAUUGUGAAAGACAAUGCUACUGUUCCUAAUGUAGAUAUUGAAGGCAUUAAUAUUAUUAUUCCCAUUACAUGGGAAUGCAGCCAUAUUUGACAACUUUGUUUACAUACAGAUUGACACUCUACUGUACCUUCCAAAGGUUGUACACCGCAGCUAAUCGUUAAAUGCAGUGAUAGUAAAUAGAAGUGCAUCCGAGAUGUGUAUCUCUUCCCUGGUGGGAUGACAGUUAUUAUGACUAGGGAUUUUGGCAACCUCCAGCAAAUAAAGCACAGUCAGUGCUUAAGCAACUUCACAAUUGCUGGAGGAUGUAGAGUGUAUGUGGCCAAAGAAUGUGUAAAUAUAUAUUGUUGCUUUCUACUGAAGUGACAUUUUAACUGACAUCAAAAUCACCAAACACUUGAGAAACGUUAUCUGCAGGUGCACUCAGCAUUAACUAGUUGUAGUUCUUGUCAAUGGACUACAGGUUAGUUUAUUAUCAUAACUAGUAACUAAAAAUAGUUGAGUUGUAACCUAUGUAACAUCUAGUCAUCUCUGUCAGGAUGUUUCUUACACUUAUUCCCAUUCAGAUAUACCUGGGGAAAAAAAGCAUGUAAAACUUGCACAAUCUUGUAUGAUUUGUUUGGAUUUUAAUAAUUUAUUUUGUAAUGUUUUUUCUUUGUUAAUUGCAAUGCAUCCAAAGACUGACUGAGGUUAACUUAUUUUAUUUAUUUGUUGGAGUUUGAAUCACAUUGUUGCUGUUAAAAUGCACAGAAUCACUUUGUUGAAUAAAUUAUUAAAAUGACCAA
Messenger RNA from Megalobrama amblycephala (Wuchang bream), 3338 nucleotides. RefSeq names its product prolyl 4-hydroxylase, transmembrane b (gene p4htmb). Gene Ontology annotation, cellular component: endoplasmic reticulum. Lineage: Eukaryota; Metazoa; Chordata; Actinopteri; Cypriniformes; Xenocyprididae. Gene Ontology annotation, molecular function: iron ion binding; calcium ion binding; L-ascorbic acid binding. Gene Ontology annotation, biological process: peptidyl-proline hydroxylation to 4-hydroxy-L-proline. The transcript is spliced from 9 exons. The coding region runs from base 690 to 2195 and encodes 501 amino acids. The record is from RefSeq and is a predicted model, not a curated record.